This is a messenger RNA of Anthonomus grandis grandis, 1248 nucleotides long. RefSeq names its product procathepsin L-like. Gene Ontology annotation, molecular function: cysteine-type endopeptidase activity. Gene Ontology annotation, cellular component: lysosome. The record is from RefSeq and is a predicted model, not a curated record. The transcript is spliced from 3 exons. Bases 188 to 1213 code for a protein of 341 amino acids. NCBI's taxonomy places the organism in Eukaryota, Metazoa, Arthropoda, Insecta, Coleoptera, Curculionidae.
AUAAUAAUAAAAUAGCUGCGAGUAUUAUUAAAACUCUGUUCCGCUAAAUUUAUUGGUCUAAUUAACCAUUUAGAAGGAUUUUCCAGAGGAUCAUAGCGAAAAAAAUUGGUUUGACCCUACAUAUAACAAAAAUAACAAAACCGCCUUGCUAGUUAUAACAUUCUGGCCAGUGAAUUUUCGUGUUACAAUGUUUUUAAGGCUGCAGUGGUUUUUUUUAAUGGUACUAUUAAGUCUCAAUCACAUGAUAGUUGCUUCACCCCAAUUAAAUAAGUUUAUAGAAAAAGUCGGUAAUGUAGCUGGAAAUGUUAUGGACCAAUGGAUAAAAUUUAAGCUAGACAAUUUCAAACAAUUUUCCCCCGAAGAAGACGCUAAACGUUUUAAUAUAUUCAAACAAAAUCUAGAAAUCAUUGAUAACUACCGUAAAAAAUUUCUAAACGGUGAAAUUAGCUUUCAAGUGGGCAUAAACCAGUUUACUCACCUCACAAAAGCAGAAUUCUUAACUCAAUUUCUUACGUUAAAGCCGCCUCAAAGAACAUUUCAAAAGAGAGAUUUAUCUUCGAGAUCUAACAGAACUACUAGACAAGUGCCUGCGUAUGUAGACUGGAGAAAUACUGGAGCAGUUACUUCUGUAAAAGACCAAAAAGACUGCGCCUCUUGUUGGGCCUUUAGCGCUGUAGGAUCUCUUGAAAGUCAAUAUUUUCUGAGAACGGGGAACCUUGUCUCAAUGAGCGAACAGAAUCUUAUCGAUUGUACAAAUGAUGGCUGCUCGGGCGGGUGGAUGGGCAAUGCAUUCCAGUACCUUUCCAAUAACAAAAUCACAUCAGAAAGUGAAUAUGGUUAUUCUGGUACACGAGGAACUUGCAAUUUUAGACCAAAGCAGUUUGGAUUAUCUAUAAAAGGCUUUCAAACAAUACCAGGUGAUGAAUUUACACUACAGCAAAUGGUAGCAUCUGUGGGACCAGUUUCUGCAGCAAUUGAUGCGUCUAAUCUCCAGUUUUACGCUGGUGGAAUAUUCCGUGAUGACGAGUGCUCCAAGGAACAAGUAAACCAUGGGAUUCUUGUAGUAGGUUAUGGUUCAGAAGGUGGUCGAGACUACUGGCUUAUUAAGAAUUCAUGGGGAUCCAAAUGGGGUGAGGAUGGAUACUUUAAGUUGAUAAGAAACAAGGCAAAUGAAUGUAAUAUUGCUUCUUAUGCGAUGUAUCCACUUUUGUAAGGAAAUAUCAAAUUUUACUUUACCAUUAUGAUAAC